Messenger RNA from Funneliformis geosporum, 2526 nucleotides. NCBI's taxonomy places the organism in Eukaryota, Fungi, Glomeromycota, Glomeromycetes, Glomerales, Glomeraceae. The record is from the annotation of a GenBank genome assembly.
AUGAUCAUCUUAAAUCAGGAUUGUGGCUUGAUUCAAGAUGGCCAAUCGAACUCGCCAAUUCUUGAUUUGAUUAGAGGUUAUAGAGAGUUAUUAGGCGAAAAAGGACAACCUCAAUCGGCUGAAGAUACUGUCGUAAAGCUAGUUGAUCGUGCUAUCAAUUCUACCUUAUUGGAAGAUAGGCGUGCUGCUAUUUUAGGCUUAAAAGGUCUCUCGAGAGAAUAUCGCCAGGAAGUUGGAGAAAAAAGUCUUGGAUCUCUUUUGCAUAUUUUAAACGAAGAUAGAGCAGAUAUUGACUCAGCAAAGGCUAUUUUAGAAAUAUUAAACAUUCUAUGUACACCAGACAGACAAGAGGAUCUCGUGGCCGUGAAAUUCACGGAUGAAAUUGUUAAGGAUUCUUCAAAUAUACAUUUAUUCUUGGAUAUUUUACAAGAAUAUGAUUUUUAUGUUCGUUUUCAUAAUAUACAAUUGUUGCGUGCUUUGCUUAUUGUAAGACCAGAUCAUGUACAGGACUGUAUUUUGACUGCUCCUAUGGGAAUUUCACGUUUGAUGGAUCUAUUAGAUGAUCAAAGGGAAAUCAUAAGAAAUGGCGAGUCAAUUUUUGCGGGAAAAUAUUUUGGUUUAUUAUUGUUAAUAUCACUUACUGAAAACAAUGCUGAUAUUCAGAAAAUUGUCGCAUUUGAGAAUGCAUUUGAAAGGCUUUUGGAAAUAAUUUCUGAAGAGGAUGGAUUGAAUGGCGGAAUUAUUGUUCAGGAUUGUCUGCAAUUGAUACAUAAUUUAUUACGAUAUAAUGUUUCAAAUCAGAAUUUUUUCCGAGAGACAAGUUGUAUACAAAGAAUUCCGGCAUUAUUAAGCUAUUCAGCAGAGUUCCAACAUCAAGGAUUUGAACUUGAAUUUCUAGUUCAAGAGUGGCAUGAACAGAAAAUUGUCAAUACCAUUGUAUUAUUAGAAUUAAUUAAGAUAUUAGUUGUUCCAAAUAAUAUGAAUACAGUAACUAAUCAGAAUGUGAUGGUUCAGUGUGGAGUUUUAAAACCGGUUAUUGAAUUGGCUUUAUCCUCAAACGCCCCAUCACCAGUAAAGUCACAUUCACUUUAUGCUUUGGCAGAUCUAAUAAGAGGAAAUCAAAACAGUCAAGAAUUUUUGGCAAGAAUAGUUGUAACAGUCCCUCAUCCAUCUUAUCGUAUUUCAGAUUCACAUGAUCAAUCUCAGGCGAGCGGAAAUAAUGCCCAAUCAUCACAGGAUCAAAUUCCUACAUUACCUCCACGCCCUGCUGUAAUGGCACUUAUUGCUGUUGCAGUUGGAGCGGAACAUCUAGAAAGCUAUUCAACUCGUGCAGCUGCUACUUAUACGUUUGAGUCAUAUACAUUUAACAAUAUUAACGCACAACUUGUAUUAGCAUCGACACUGACACCACCACCUGAUGACAACCCCAAUUCAGAAAUAUUUGCAGCAAAACCUCAAUCAGCUGGUUCCCUAUUGCUUUCGGCAUUAUUAGAAUGGGAAGAUUCAGAAGCAGAUCCAUAUGUUGUAUGGUUUGCCUCAGUAAUAUUCUCACAUAUUCUCAUGAAUAAUGAAAAGUCAAAAGAAAUAGCUCGAGCGAUAUUUAUUGGAGAUGGUAAUGAUAAUGCGGAGGAAAAUGUUUCUUUAUUGCAUUCAAUUGCUGGAAAUUUGAUGAUGGCGACAAGACAAAACGCGGACGUUAGAGUGUUGAUAGGAUACCUAUGUGUUCUCUGUGUUUGGUUAUGGGAUAGUCCAAUAAGUAUCAGAGAAUUUUUAUCAGAGGGUGUCCAUUUACAAAUGCUAAUUACGCCAAUAACUCAAUCUUCUGGAAUAGAUACAAUAGUUCAAGGAUUGUGUGCAUUUUUAUUAGGAAUAUGUUAUGAAUUUAAUCAUAAUUUAGAUCCACAUAUCACAAGAUCAACGCUUCAACCAAUUUUACUUAGUCGAAUUGGGUUUGACCAAUUUGUCAAUCGUAUCACAAGAUUAAGAGAAUCUACUCAUUUUAAACACGCUACACAGUAUUUACAGAUUUUACCAGAAACAGCGGUUAAAGGCUUACCAAACUUAUAUUUUGAUUAUGCCUUUGUAGAAUUUUUUAAAAAUAAUUAUGCGGAUCCAAAUGCAAAAUCAUCAUUAGGAUACAAAGGAUCAGAUCAUCAAGGUGAUAAUGAUUCAACUUCGAUGAUAAUAUCAUAUAAAGAUGUUAUUCAAACUCAAGAAAAGGAAAUAAAUCAAUUAAAAGAAUCAAUAAAACAAAUCGAAAAUCAAUUAGAAUUACAGAAAUUAUCCUCAGAAAAACAAAUUGAUUCAUUAAAUAGUAAUAUUGAAACGUUAAAACAAACAAUUGAAAAACAAACAAUGGAUUAUAUAAAAUUAGAAAAAGAACAAGAGGAUUUAUUAAUAUGUCUUGCAGAUCAAGAUGCAAAUAUUAAAAAAUAUCGAGAAAGAUUAAUUUCAUCAGGAUUAGAUGUUUCUGAUAUUGAAGAAGAAGAAGAAGAAGAUAAUGAUAAUGAUAAUAAUAAUGAAUAA